CUCUCUGCCACAUUUCAUAGCCUCUUUCUCUCUCUCACUGUAGCCGGUCUCAAAAGAAUGGCUCCCAAGAAAGUAGAGCCCAAGAAGGAGGCAACCAAGCCAGCUCCUCCUCCAGAACCAGAGAAACCCAAGGAGCCAGAAUUUGACCCAAAGGGCAUCGCAAUUGAGUUCACCCCAGAUCAGAUUGAAGAGUUUAAGGAGGCCUUCAUGCUGUUUGACAGAACACCAAAUGGAGAAAUGAAGAUUUCCUAUGCUCAGUGUGGUGACGUCAUGAGGGCAUUGGGUCAGAACCCCACCAACGCUGAGGUCAUGAGGGUACUAGGCAAACCCAAACCUGAAGAACUGAACACCAAACUAAUGGACUUUGAGACGUUCCUCCCGAUGUUCCAGCAUAUUUCUAAGUCAAAGGACAGAGGCACAUUCGAAGACUUUGUGGAGGGGUUGCGAGUCUUUGACAAAGAAGGAAAUGGGACUGUAAUGGGGGCAGAGCUUCGGCAUGUUCUGCAAACAUUAGGGGAAAAGAUGACAGAAAAGGAGGUUGAGCAAGUGAUUGCAGGACAAGAGGACGGUAAUGGCUGCAUCAACUACGAAGCCUUUGUGAAGCACAUCAUGUCUGGAUAAAUGUCUGAGGACCAAAUCCUGAGAGCAGUCAGGAUUUCAACAGUUAGUUCUGCAGCAUCUGGUACCCAAUCAGCAAAGCACUGGAAAGCUAUUCCACUCAACUGAAGCUCUCUUCUCCUGCCGUCUUUUUUAUCUAUUUAUGUCUGAUGCUCUGAAUAAAUGAUCAAA
Colossoma macropomum (tambaqui) is the source of this 789-nucleotide messenger RNA. RefSeq names its product myosin, light chain 4, alkali; atrial, embryonic (gene myl4). The coding region runs from base 58 to 621 and encodes 187 amino acids. Gene Ontology annotation, molecular function: calcium ion binding. Gene Ontology annotation, cellular component: myosin II complex. Lineage: Eukaryota; Metazoa; Chordata; Actinopteri; Characiformes; Serrasalmidae. The transcript is spliced from 7 exons. The record is from RefSeq and is a predicted model, not a curated record.